Molecule: messenger RNA, 1992 nt
Organism: Neurospora hispaniola
Lineage: Eukaryota; Fungi; Ascomycota; Sordariomycetes; Sordariales; Sordariaceae
Product: cAMP dependent protein kinase A catalytic subunit
Exons: 4
Coding region: 144-1757 (537 amino acids)
Biological process (GO): protein phosphorylation
Cellular component (GO): nucleus
Molecular function (GO): protein serine/threonine kinase activity; ATP binding
Source: RefSeq, a predicted model, not a curated record
CAGUCGCGACAGCCCGCCGCCGCCGCCGCCUGCACCACUCCUGCUCGAUUCUCUCCUCCGCGUGUCGGUUCCGGCUCCCGUCUCCAGCUCCCCAAUUAGACGGCCCAGGUCUCGCUCGGCUGUCGACCCGGAAAUAGGAUUUGAUGCCUCUGCCUAGCCUCGGUUUCCUCAAAAAGAAACGGACGAAGGAGGGCAAUACGGACCCUUCUUCGACUAGCCACCCAACCAGCCCAGUCACCCCUACCUCGGCCUCGAGCCUCGACCGCAACUCCAUCCAGAGCAGCAUCGCCCGGAUCUCGUCGCACUCGAGUGCGUCGCAGGCCACUUCCCAGUCAGUCGCGACCGGCACUACCACCAUCGAUACAACCCAUAUGCCCACUCUUCUGCCGCACGAAAACCCCGUCAACAUGAAUACUCUCCCGGUUCAACAGCAUGCCUAUCCCCCUCAGCACACGCCCUCUCCUGGAGCAGCGGAGCAGCAGAACCUCCCGUCCAUCUCCAACCUCAUACACCAACCGCAAUACGACCAACCCGCCACCUACAAACAGUCGUCUAGAUACGUUCCAUCUGUAUCCCCAGCUAACGGCGGCCUGCCCGCGCCGCACACGCCCCAGCCGUCCAUGCCUCAACCACAGCAAGCAACACUGCAGCCGCCGCAUAAUCACCAUCAGCAGUCUCAAGCUCAGCAGCAGCAGCAGCAGCAGCAGCAACAACAACAACCCCAACAGCAGCAGCAGCAGCAACAGCAACAGCAACUGCAACUGCAGCCUCAGCCUAGUCAGCCCAGGGCCACCAAGGGCAAGUAUUCGCUCGCCGACUUCGAGAUUUUGAGAACCCUCGGCACCGGUAGCUUCGGCAGAGUCCACCUGGUCCAGUCUCGGCAUAACUCGCGCUUCUAUGCCGUCAAGGUACUGAAGAAGGCCCAAGUGGUCAAGAUGAAGCAGGUCGAGCACACCAAUGACGAAAGAAGAAUGCUAGCGGAGGUCAAACACCCCUUCCUGAUCACGCUAUGGGGAACAUUUCAGGAUGCCAAGAAUCUUUACAUGGUGAUGGAUUUCGUAGAGGGCGGCGAGCUCUUCUCGUUGCUGAGGAAGUCCGGACGCUUUCCUAACCCCGUUGCCAAGUUCUACGCUGCAGAAGUCACCUUGGCCCUGGAGUACCUGCACUCGCGGGAUAUCAUUUACAGAGAUCUGAAGCCCGAGAACCUGCUUCUUGACCGCCACGGCCACCUCAAAAUUACGGAUUUCGGGUUCGCCAAGCGGGUUCCAGAUAAGACGUGGACACUGUGUGGUACUCCAGACUACUUGGCACCAGAGGUUGUUUCCAACAAGGGUUACAACAAGUCGGUAGAUUGGUGGUCCCUGGGUAUUUUGAUUUACGAAAUGCUUUGCGGUUACACGCCCUUCUGGGACGGCAGCUCCCCCAUGAAGAUCUACGAAAACAUUCUCAAGGGCAAGGUCAGAUACCCUCAGUGGGUCAACCCCGACGCGCAGGACUUGUUGGAGCGGUUGAUCACGGCAGACCUGAGCAAGCGUCUUGGAAACCUGUACGGCGGACCGCAAGACGUCAAGUCACACCCUUGGUUUGCCGAGGUGACUUGGGACCGACUGGCGAGGAAAGAUAUCGACGCGCCGUAUACUCCUCCAGUCAAGGCCGGAGCAGGAGACGCGAGCCAGUUCGACAGGUACCCUGAGGAGACUGAGCGGUAUGGACAAGGAGGGCCAGAUGAGUACGGUCACUUGUUCCCGGACUUCUAAGCAGCUCGAGCCUCGACGGCUGUGGGCUCGAAUGGUGUAUAAUCGAUUCUCCAUCACCUGCACUGCGACAUGGCCGAUCAACUACGCAGAGGCCAGAGAAUCGGCAAGACUAAUGAAUGGGCUUGUUAAACCAGCGGAUUUCCGAACCGUGGCCAUUUUUGUAUAAAGCUCAAUACGAAGCCAGAAGUAUAGCAGCAGCAGCAGCAGCAGCAGCAGCAGCAGUGGAUACGUGUAG